AUGCCAGGCUUCCGGCGCAAGAUCACAAAACACUUUGGAGAUUCACUCACGCCUUCAAAACCAUAUCUCUCCUACCAUGACAUUCUCCUAACGAGUGACGAUAUCGUCUCGCUCAAAUAUGACUGGCUUACCGAUAACAAUAUUGCCUUUUGGGAAGAAUGGCUCGAGAGAGAGGUCCUCCCCAAGUACCCGCGCGCCCACAUCGUCCUUCUACGACCUAGCAUCACGUUUCUCCUGAUGCAAGCAAUCGACCUCAAAAGCAUCGGCAGCGCCCUGCCAGACUUCAAGAAAACGACGCACAUCUUCCUUCCCGUCAACGACAGCCGGGACCGCGAGCGCGCCGACGGCGGUUCCCAUUGGUCGCUGCUCGUCGUGUCCGUCAUCGACCGUGUUGCAUUCCACUACGACUCGCUCGGUGGUGCAAACUUUUACGAAGCCCAAAAGUGUACCGAACGUCUCGGCCGGGUGCUCGGCCAGCCCCUACGGUUCCACCAGAUGGAGGACUCGCCCCAGCAGGGCAACAGCAGCGACUGCGGCGUCUACGUCUGCAUCGUCAUGCGCCAUCUGCUCAUCAAGAGGCUCCUGAACGCCAACUCGAACGAAAAGGUGUCCAUGUCCAUGGCCAACAAGGUGAUCGACAGCUCGGGCGGCCGCAAGGAGAUGAUGCAGAUCAUCGAGUCGUUACGGAAGGAAGGCGAACGAAGACGGAGCUUGAGCCCCAUGUCGACAUCGUCGAAAUCCGGAUCGUCAAAGACACCGCCCCGCAUUGAGUAG
This is a messenger RNA of Sordaria macrospora k-hell, 774 nucleotides long. RefSeq lists its product as uncharacterized. The record is from RefSeq and is a predicted model, not a curated record. Lineage: Eukaryota; Fungi; Ascomycota; Sordariomycetes; Sordariales; Sordariaceae. Gene Ontology annotation, molecular function: cysteine-type peptidase activity; deNEDDylase activity. Gene Ontology annotation, biological process: proteolysis; protein deneddylation.